AAUAUACGUGUCUGUUCUUGAUCGUUUCACCUUCACUUUUGUAUUUCCUAAUAUUUGCUGAGUAUGGGACAAUCCCUCAAGAAAUUUGCAAAUGGUAAGCAGAGUGAUAAUAUUGGUCCAAUAAUAGAAAAUUGCUACAUGACUCAUUUUAAGAACACUCACAAAUGGAGCUUAGCAGAAUUUUGCCAUGCUGUCUGCCAAACAGUCAAAGAUAUCAACGAAGAGCUAGGGUGCACACAGUUUAGGGUGCCAGAUAUUAAGACACUCAAGCGACUGCACCAAGAAUAUGAUAUAUGCAGUAAAAAAGGUUUGACUAAGGAAGAGUAUCAGAAAAUGGUUGUUGAAAUCAUUGUUGAUACAAAAAUCACUGGCUCUGGAGCCAAAGACGUAUUGUUAUGCUUGUUUGGAGUCCCAGUGAUUGCAUUAUUCAUCAAGCAAAGUGUUAUUCCACAAGCCAUGCCUAAUGACAUCUUUAUUCCUGGCGUCACUUCAGCAACAGUUUUUCUUCUAGCCAAACUCCACAUGAUUUAGAUGCAUAAUUAUCUUAUGUGAAAAUGUUAUUAAUUCUCCACUUCUGUACUUGGAUUUUAUUCAAUUUCUCAUCCAUUUCUGCUUUUCCAUCAUGCUUGCUUCUAUCAUCAUAUAUGA
Solanum dulcamara is the source of this 648-nucleotide messenger RNA. RefSeq lists its product as uncharacterized. The record is from RefSeq and is a predicted model, not a curated record. The coding region runs from base 64 to 531 and encodes 155 amino acids. Lineage: Eukaryota; Viridiplantae; Streptophyta; Magnoliopsida; Solanales; Solanaceae. The transcript has 4 exons.